AUGGCUUCAGGGCCCGAAAAUGGCUUCUACUCCUCGGGCCAAUUUAUGAAUCCAGGUCCUGCACCUCGCCCCCCUACCGACCGGCCUCGACAUCUGGAGUUGCAGCGCUCGAACACCUCGAUACCGACGAGCACCUUCGACUCCAUGUCGUUAGGAGGCCCCGCCUCCCCAGCCGUCAGCACUCCGAGUGCCCCUUUCUUCUCCAAUGGCAGUUCUCUGUCCCUAUCAACAAACGGAAAACCUUCGGGUCCGGUCACUAUCAUCAAGGAAGGCCAUGUGCGCUGCAAAGAAGACAAGUUCCUCGCUCAAUGGAACCAACGAUACCUGAUUCUCCGCGAGUUCAGACUGGAUUUCUUGAAGAGUGAGAACGGGAAGCUCAUGCAGUCCAUCCAAUUGAACACUGUGACGGGUGUGACUCGUUCUGAGGAGACCCGAAUGGCCUUUGAGAUCACUCGCGUUGCGAAUCCCAAGGAUGCGGGCAGCAAAAUCGUCAUGGCUCGUGAUUUGCCAACCCGGACCAUUACCUGUGAGGUCCGCAACGACGAUGAAAUCUACGACUGGAUUGAUAAAAUAUAUGAGCGGUGUCCUGGCAUGGGGGGCGUCAGCAACCCCACAAACUUCAACCAUCGUAUCCACGUUGGCUUUGACCCUCAGACAGGCGGCUUUGUCGGGUUGCCACAGGAGUGGGAGAAGCUGUUGAACAAUUCCGCCAUUACCAGAGACGACUACAAGAAGAAUCCCCAGGCCGUCAUCGAAGUGUUACAGUUUGUCUCAGACCAGAAAAUGCGUGAGCAGCACCCCGAGAUGUACACCCCCGGCAUGCUCACCCCGCCAGCAGCUCAGCCGAAUAAACAACUUGGAUACCCAACAGGGGGCAAUAGUGUUGCUCCACCAAGGCCAGCGCCACCAACAGAUGCGCAACGAUAUAAUGCUAAUCAGUUCAUCAACAAAUACCAGGAAGGCCCCUCCCGGAUAGGCACUCCCCCAGGGAAACCGCCGUUGCAGCGGUCGCAGACAGACAAGGGUGCAUAUGACAUGGAGGCUGAUGCCGCGCGGAUCAAAGCAAUCGCCAACGAAGAACAAAAGCGUCGUCAGAUGGAGGCGGAAGCGAAGCGGGUGCGAGACGUUGAAAGACAGAGGGAACAGGAGCGCGACGAGAUUGAGCGCAACCGCAGAGAACAAGAAGCCUAUAACGCCUCGUUACCAAAGACACGUCCGCCACUAGCUCAGCAGGAGAUUGGGGGAUACGGAAAUGGCUCUGAGCGCGGACCCAACCGGCAAGAUCCAAGAUACAACCCCGCGAGAGCCGCUCCCAGUGCUCCCCAGCAAUCAUCGUCAGUAUCAAUCAGGCAAAACCCCACAGCGCAGAGACCGGCUCCCUCUGCCCCGAGCAGCAUUUCCCAAAAAUCCAUUCCUCAAUCCCUUUCGGCCAGUCAGAGUUCAUUACGAUCGCCCGAGAGCAGAGAACGUGAUCGGCAGCCUUCGCCUAAUGCUCGAUAUCCUCCAGGCGAGCUGUCGCGGAAGGACUCGACGCCUAAGCCGCAGACCAAUGGUGCCAACGGACAGUCCGCGAGUCGGUCACAAGGAUCUGUCCAGCAACCUAAACCUCUCAAUGUGGCCAAACAGCCGCAGGCGAAACCUGCGACCGAUCCGCGCAAGGAAGCCGAGAUUGCUUUGACGGCGAAGAAACCCGUCGAAGAGCGGGCCAAGGAGGUGCGAAUGUCGAGUAUGAGCGAAAGCGAAGUCAUGGCAAAGCUAAAGCAGGUGGUGUCCAAAGACAAUCCUUUGGAGUCCUACAGCAAGCAAAAGAAGAUCGGUCAGGGCGCUUCCGGUUCAGUUUACGUUGCGCGAGUUAAGGAAAGCGCAACGUCGGCUGUCGCACGUGAACUGUACCGUACACACGGUCCCAAGGGUCAAGUCGCCAUCAAACAGAUGGAUCUUCGCAACCAGCCGCGCAAAGAGUUGAUCGUCAACGAAAUCAUCGUCAUGAAAGAUUCCAAACACCCCAACAUCGUCAACUUCCUCGACUCCUUCCUCCAAGAACAGAACAAUGAGCUCUGGGUGGUGAUGGAGUUUAUGGAAGGUGGCGCGCUCACAGAUAUCAUCGACAACAACCCGGUGAUUACCGAGGAUCAGAUUGCCACAAUCUGCUACGAAACCUGCAAAGGGUUGGCUCAUUUACAUUCUCAAGAUAUUAUCCACCGAGAUAUCAAGAGUGACAAUGUGCUGCUCGACCGAGUGGGCAAUGUCAAAAUCACCGACUUUGGGUUUUGUGCCAAGCUCACGGAAUCAAAGAGCAAACGCGCGACGAUGGUUGGGACACCAUACUGGAUGGCCCCCGAAGUUGUCAAGCAAAAAGAAUACGGACCCAAGGUUGACAUUUGGUCGCUCGGCAUCAUGGCCAUUGAGAUGAUUGAGUCGGAGCCGCCGUAUCUCAACGAAGAACCGCUCAAGGCCCUGUUCUUGAUUGCCACAAACGGCACACCGCGGUUGAAGAACCCCAACAAACUGUCACGGGAAUUGAAGGCAUUCCUCAGUGUCUGUCUCUGCGUUGACGUCAGAAGCCGGGCCAGCGCCGACGAACUGCUGAAGAACGACUUCAUGCGCAUGGGCUGCAGUUUAGCGAGUCUGAGCGAACUGUUGAAAUGGCGAGAGAAGGGUCGGCAGUGA
Messenger RNA from Fonsecaea erecta, 2670 nucleotides. RefSeq lists its product as hypothetical. Bases 1 to 2670 code for a protein of 889 amino acids. Gene Ontology annotation, molecular function: ATP binding; protein serine/threonine kinase activity. Lineage: Eukaryota; Fungi; Ascomycota; Eurotiomycetes; Chaetothyriales; Herpotrichiellaceae. Gene Ontology annotation, cellular component: cytoplasm. Gene Ontology annotation, biological process: intracellular signal transduction; protein phosphorylation; regulation of MAPK cascade. The transcript has 3 exons. The record is from RefSeq and is a predicted model, not a curated record.